GUUUUCCUUAGUCUUGGAAAAUUCUUGGGGCCCUGGGGGAUUUUGGGAUUUUUUUUUCUGAAAGGGGGGUGUCUGGGUAUCUCCCUCCCGCGCCCGCUGCCUUGCUCCACCUGCCCUUGCGCCUUUUUUUUCUUUCCCCAUCUCUCCACCAAACCCGGGCUGAUGUGCUGUACGAGAGGCUGGAAAUGGAAGUGUUGAUGCUCUGGCUUUUUCCCUGGAUAUUUCAGUGCGUUUCGGUGCGGGCGGACUCCAUCAUCCACAUUGGUGCCAUUUUCGAAGGCAAUGCUGCCAAGGACGACGAGGUGUUCAAGCAGGCGGUGUCGGAUCUGAACCUCAAUGACGACAUUCUCCAGAGCGAGAAAAUCACUUACUCCAUCAAGCUCAUAGAGGCCAACAACCCUUUCCAUGCGGUGCAGGAAGCCUGCGACCUGAUGACCCUGGGGAUCCUAGCCCUGGUGACGUCGACGGGCUGCGCGUCGGCCAACGCGCUGCAGUCGCUGACGGACGCCAUGCACAUCCCGCACCUGUUCGUGCAGCGCAGCACGGGCGGCUCGCCGCGCACGGCCUGCCAGCUCAACCCCAGCCUGGAGGACGAGGAGUACACGCUGGCUGCGCGCCCGCCCGUGCGCCUCAACGACGUCAUGCUCAAGCUGGUCACCGAGCUGCGCUGGCAGAAGUUCAUCGUCUUCUACGACAGCGAUUAUGAUAUACGUGGACUGCAGGGAUUUCUCGAUCAGGCCUCCAGACUGGGACUUGAUGUAUCAUUACAAAAAGUGGACAGGAACAUCAGCAGAGUGUUUUCCAACCUUUUUACCACCAUGAAAACAGAAGAGCUGAACCGCUAUCGGGACACGCUGCGAAGGGCGAUCUUACUCCUGAGCCCACGGGGAGCCCAGACUUUCAUUAAUGAGGCUGUGGAAACCAACCUUGCAUCAAAGGAUAGUCACUGGGUCUAUGUAAAUGAGGAAAUUACUGACAAUGAGAUACUAGAGUUGGUGCAUAGUGCUCUGGGGAGGAUGACAGUUAUCCGGCAAAUUUUCCCUCUGUCAAGGGACAACAACCAGAGGUGCAUGAGGAACAACCACCGGAUAUCAUCCCUGCUGUGUGAUCCACAGGAAGGCUAUCUUCAGAUGCUGCAGGUUUCCAACCUGUACCUGUAUGACAGUGUGCUCAUGCUGGCCAAUGCUUUCCACAGAAAACUGGAGGACAGGAAAUGGCACAGCAUGGCAAGUCUGAACUGCAUGAGGAAAUCCACCAAACCUUGGAAUGGAGGAAGGUCCAUGCUAGAGACUAUUAAGAAGGGUCAUAUAACUGGGCUAACUGGUGUUAUGGAGUUCAGAGAAGAUGGAGCCAACCCCUAUGUCCAAUUUGAAAUAUUGGGCACCAGCUACAGCGAAACGUUUGGCAAAGACGUGCGGAGGCUGGCGACGUGGGACUCUGAGAAAGGACUGAACGGCAGCCUCCAGGAGCGGCGGCUGGGCAACGACCUGCAAGGAGUGACACUCAAAGUGGUGACUGUCUUGGAAGAGCCUUUUGUGAUGGUGGCAGAGAACAUCCUUGGGCAGCCAAAACGAUAUAAAGGAUUUUCCAUUGAUGUCCUGGAUGCACUGGCCAAGAAUCUGGGCUUCAAAUAUGAGAUAUAUCAAGCUCCUGAUGGCAAGUAUGGACACCAGCUUCAAAACAGCUCCUGGAAUGGCAUGAUUGGAGAACUCAUUAACAAGAGAGCAGACCUGGCCAUCUCAGCCAUCACUAUAACGCCCGAGCGGGAGAGCGUGGUGGACUUCAGCAAGCGCUACAUGGACUAUUCCGUGGGGAUCUUAAUCAAAAAGCCCGAGGAGAAAAUCAACAUCUUCUCUCUCUUCGCCCCCUUCGACUUCGCGGUGUGGGCGUGCAUCGCCGCAGCCAUCCCGAUCGUGGGGGUGCUGAUCUUUGUGCUCAACCGCAUCCAGGCCGUGCGGGCACAGAGCGCGGCCCAGCCCAGCCCCUCGGUGUCCUCCACGCUGCACAGUGCCAUCUGGGUGGUGUACGGCGCCUUCGUCCAGCAAGGGGGUGAAUCCACUGUCAAUUCUGUGGCGAUGCGCAUUGUAAUGGGAAGCUGGUGGCUCUUCACCCUUAUUGUGUGCUCUUCCUACACAGCAAAUUUAGCAGCGUUUCUCACAGUAUCAAGGAUGGAUAAUCCCAUAAGAACAUUUCAGGAUCUGUCCAAACAAAUGGAUAUAUCUUAUGGUACAGUCAGGGAUUCAGCAGUAUAUGAAUACUUUAAAGCAAAAGGGACCAACCCUUUGGAGCAGGAUAACACAUUUGCUGAACUAUGGAGGACUAUCAGUAAGAAUAAUGGGGCAGAUAAUUGCGUAUCAAACCCUUCUGAAGGCAUCAGGAAGGCAAAGAAAGGAAAUUAUGCUUUCCUGUGGGAUGUGACAGUGGUGGAAUAUGCUGCACUGACAGAUGAUGAAUGCUCUGUGACAGUCAUUGGAAACAGCAUCAGCAGCAAAGGAUAUGGGAUAGCACUUCAGCAUGGAAGUCCCUACAGAGAUCUUUUCUCCCAGAGGAUCCUAGAGUUGCAAGAAAGUGGAGAUUUGGAUGUUCUUAAACAGAAGUGGUGGCCACGGAUGGGACGUUGUGACCUGAAUAGCCAUACCAAUGCACAGACAGAUGGGAAGGCACUCAAGCUGCACAGUUUUGCAGGCGUUUUCUGCAUUUUAGCAAUAGGCCUUCUUCUUGCUUGCUUGGUGGCAGCAUUGGAGUUGUGGUGGAACAGCAACCGUUGUCAUCAAGAAACACCGAAAGAGAGCAGAUACAGCAUGGGCAGCAGCAGUGCAAACUUCCCCUCAUUGCCCCACCAAUGUGCCUCAGCCCUGACCUGGAGAGACCACCUUUAGGGGUAAGAGAGUGGUUCAGAAACAUGCCCUCGGCCACUCUGCUGUGAGUGACGGGAGGCCAGUCACAGGCACCUGGCUGUGCCAUCUGUGGUGAUGUUUUCUCUGAUCUGAGCCCCCAUCCACUGGCUGGGACAUCCAUGUCCACCCUGUACAGGCUCUGCAGCUGCCAGAUGUCUGGUAGCUGCUCUCCUUCAUGGCUGACCUAGGCUGGGUUUGAAGAGGUACACAAACAAUUAAAAAUAAAUCAGCUAGUUAAUAAUUGAAUAAGCCAUAUUGCCAUGACACUGUUUAAAUGUGUCCUUUCUUUUGAAGUCAAUUUUAUUUCUAAAAGUAGGAGCCUCUGAGGAAGCUGACCUUCAUAUAACAUGUUUUAUCUAGGAAAUUAUAUCUGAGAAGUUCUUGGGUUUGAAGUUUCCAUGCACAGCAGCCAGUAGUAGUUAGAUUAUUCUAAGGUAGAAUAAUCAGUCUAUUCUCAGAUCUGUCUUAUAUGAAGCCCGUAUUUGUUUACAUAGAUUUAAUGUUUAACAAACUAACCUCUUGCAAUUUUGGAGACACUGAGGCAUUUGUAGGUGCUUUCAUCUUGGAACAGGUGUUUGUUACAAGCAAAUAAUAGCAGUGAGCUGCACUACUACACUACAGCUCGAAAACAGUACAUAGCCCACCAAUUCUAAUCUCUCUUUCUCAAGCUGCAGAAGCAGUAGACUAAUUGAUAUACCUGUCACCUGUAAGCAAUUUUGGCAAACUGGAAACCUGGUCUAGUGGAUGGCAUCUCUCCCUUUGGCAGAGGGUUGCAAAUGGGGAUCUUAAAGGUCCCUUCCAACCCAAACAGUUCCAUAUCCUAUGAUUUUUCCCUGCUGCCUUGGAGAUGUUGCUCCUGCUGUAACUGCAAA
This is a messenger RNA of Sturnus vulgaris (Common starling), 3769 nucleotides long. NCBI's taxonomy places the organism in Eukaryota, Metazoa, Chordata, Aves, Passeriformes, Sturnidae. The record is from RefSeq and is a predicted model, not a curated record.